AUGGACCACAAUUACCACGGCCGUCCUCCAACACGCCGGCGCGCCCUUGGCGACGGCACUCACCGUGCGAACGAGAAUCCUCAACCUCAGCGACAGGGUAAGAAGGACAGUCACGAGCGUAUGGCUCCUCCACCCAAAGUGUUACCCCACAACGAGUCGAUGGUGCCUAAUGGCACACUCGCUGUACACCACGAGCAACAGUCAACCACACCCGAGAACAAGCGUCUCUCUGCCGUUGUGGCUCAUGAACCGCGUCCACAUAAUCCCAAGCGCGACUCAACCAUCUCCAAUGCCAGCACCAACGCGUCAAAUACCAAUCGUCGCCGCAAAACGCACAUUGGGCCAUGGCAGCUGGGCCGGACUAUAGGUCGAGGCGGAUGCUCGCGUGUGCGACUGGUCAGACACAGCAUAACAGGACAGUUCGGCGCUGCCAAAAUCAUCUCAAAGACGACUGCAGAAAAGGUGCGAGCCUUGAGUCUAGCCAACCUGAUCCAAAGCGCAGAGCAGGACCCCACCCUUUACCCUGACGGCAAGGCCAUUCCCUUCGGCCUGGAGCGCGAAAUCUGUAUCAUGAAGCUGCUAGAUCAUCCGAACAUCGUCCGUCUUUAUGACAUCUGGGAGAACCGGGACGAACUCUACCUCAUCAUGGAGUACGUCGAAGGUGGCGAGCUGUUCAGUUACAUCCACGAACAAGGCGGCCUUAUCGAGAUCCACGUCGUCCACAUUUUCCGUCAGAUCAUCGCGGCCCUGAUCUACUGCCACCGAAUCAGUAUCCACCAUCGCGACCUCAAGCCGGAGAAUAUCCUGCUAGACAGGGACACAAUCACAGUCAAGCUGGUCGAUUUUGGCAUGGCGGCGUUGCAGCCAGCCGGCAAAAAACUCACCACACCGUGCGGCAGUCCUCACUAUGCAGCACCCGAGGUCAUUAAAACCACGGCGUACGACGGCGCUAAAGCCGACGUAUGGAGCUGCGGCGUUAUCCUCUACGUCCUGCUCACAGGUACACCACCGUUCAACUACUCUGGUGACGACAGAGAUCUCAAGUACCUGUUCAGAGCAAUUGAGAGAGGCGAGUAUGUUCUACCCGAUACUCUCUCGCGCGAAGCUGCCGACCUCAUAAAGCGCAUACUCAUACCAGAUCCUAAGCGACGUGUUGGUCUCGAGGACAUCUGGAACCACCCUUUCUUACACAAGUACAGCAAGGAGCUGAAUUUUGUUGGCGAGAACACAUCGGCCAACCACUGGACCGGACCGUUGCCAUCGAUUACAAGUUGGGAGAGCCUGGAGCGAACAACAAUUAACCGCGAGAUUUUGCGUUACCUUCGCACUCUGUGGCACAGCGAGAAGGAGGAAGUCAUUGUUCAACGUCUCAUGAGCGGAGAAGCGAACCAAGAGAAGUACUUUUACUCUGCGCUAGAGAAGUACCAGCAAGACCAACUUGAGAACUACCAGCCCAGUGUUCACCACCCCAUCACACACUCUGCCAGCGAUCAUCACCACAAUGUGCGACAUACUCCGACAACUGAGGAUGUUGAGCAGAUGCCGAAGCAAAAACACAAGCGCUCCCAGUCCGGUUAUUCGAUUCUGAACAAUGAGCACAUGUACUCAAAACACAGCUUCUUCGAGUCUCUUGCGUCAGAAGUCAGCUAUGACCCCUUCCACGCAUCUAAACAACCUAUUGUCCCAGAAGAGGCUACGCAGAAUGUCACUGUUCGCCGCAAGGCAAGCAUCGAUAGUCGCAAUCUGCGUCCGGCUACCGCGUUAGGUCACCGCACCGGCAGCUCCCUGCGCAUCCAAGCUCUGCGGAAUUCUAAGCGAGGUUCUGCUGUUUCUCGCGGCUCCUCCAAGCAGACUACACCAUCUCAACGAUCCGUAAACGUCCGAUCUGUGUCUAGAUCCUCGCUCGCAAGCUCACACUGGCCGAGUAGUCCUCCAGUCAUUGCUAGAUCUGGUGGGAUUGGUAGACGAGGCGUGAGUUUCUCACACCUGCAUCGUCGUCAUGGAUCAACAGCCACAGCGAGCACAGCAGACACUGGUGUUCUCGCUUACACACCAGACCGGUAUACGUCGGUCGAUCGCCGUCGUGAAUCGGUUGGAUCAAACAGGUCGUCCCCUCGAUCAGGUGCUCUCCAGCCAUCGCCCACUACACGGACGAAAACGAGAGCUUCUGCAACCGCAGCCGUACCUCGCCUUCGAGUGCGGAAGCCUGAGAGUCCCAGCAAAUACAUUCAGAGCGAGGCACGGAAGGUCAGCACUGAACUUGAGAAAGUAAUGGAGGAAGCAUUCAAUCGUUCCUCCAUGAGCUCUAGCAUACGAACCACAUGGAAUAGCGCUUACCAAGACGUUCCUUUCUCUCAGUAUGACACACCUCCUACCUCGUUCUCGAACCGAGAUUCCGGUGGCAGCACAAUCGCCACCCCAAACACCAAAGCCAUGCUUGCGUCUCGGCCACUCCCUCCAAUUCCCAAGGAGACGCCAAAUACCUUCUUGCACAGGAAGCUUGUUGAGACUCGAGCAGAUAUCGCUCGAAGGCUAACUGAAGACGAAGGCAAUACCGAGCAUUUCACGGAAGUGCUUGAACACCUUGAUCGCUUGAUUAUACCACCCGCUGACAACAAACGCGUGGUGUCUGCUCCUGCUAGGUCGCCUGAGCACCCAGCACCAUUGCAUGCUAUACCAGAGGAGGUGAAGGUCGAUGGUGAAGCUGGGUUUGAAUCAACCUAUAGCCCACACUAUCGAGCUUUCACUGACCCUGUUAGACCCCAAGCUCGUCGCGCAGUCACAGCACAAGAUACAAUUCGCCUCGUUAAUCAGUCACCUACUCGCGUCGCUCCGCUCAACAUCCGUAAGCGGAGCGGCGCCAGCGUUUCUUCAAAGUACACGAAUGAUGUACCUCCCUCCGUCCCAUGGCCAGGCCCAAGCGCGCAGAAUUCCAUUCGAUCUUAUCGAAAUGUGCACAAAGAUUUCCUGGCUGCACGUGUGAAUAUCGCACCUCCACCACCGCCAGAGAAACAGCCUAUGAUCAAGAAGAAGAAAUCUUCGUGGUUUCGUCGCAACACGGGGGAAACUGAACCACAAUACAUGCACGAGCCUCAUGUGAGGACGAAGAAAUCGACCGUUUUGUUACAGAUUCCUGAAGCAUGGCAGGGGCUCGAUGAUCGUAUCAAGUACCACCCUUCGCCCACGCUGACUUCUCACCACGAAGCUGCUAAGCAUGUGUCGAAGCAAUCUGACGUUAGCAACAUCAGCGAGUUUCCUAUGCGCAACAACGGUUCAGCUGCUGCUAAGAGCGACAGUUCAGCACGAAAGGGCUUCCUUGGCUUCUUUGGCAAGAAGAAAGAAGAGAAACCUAAGACCCCUAUGGAGCUAGGUCUCAACUUCAGUUCCUCGUCCAUUCUCUCGAAUUACGACCGUGGCCCAGAGUCGAGCGAAUCAGUCAAUCGGAACGGCCCACCUGAAGUGCAGAUGAACUGGUUGUCACGCUUCCUGCACAUCAAGCCCGCCACCAAGACUCUCUGCUUCCACGUCGGUCGUGGGAAAGUUCGCCAGGACCUCGUUCGCUUACUUCGAGACUGGCAGCGUUUUGGCGUUCGCGACGUGGCUUUCGACCGCAAGACUAAUGUCAUCAACGCUCGUGUAGAUAAAGUGAAUCAUCUCAAAAUUAAGCCUGUAUCUUUUGUCAUCGAACUCUUUGUCGUUCUGGAGCAUGGGCACCGAGCAAAUCUGUGCCUCACCCGGUUCACUCAGACUCGAGGCGCAGCGUCGAGUUUCCGCAAGGUCGUCGACAUUGUCGAAGACGUGUGUCGUGCUAAAACCAUGCUAGUCGAGGAUCCAGAGAAACAAGCGACGAUGAUGGAGGUAUUAGACUAG
This is a messenger RNA of Ascochyta rabiei, 3870 nucleotides long. Its product is annotated as Non-specific serine/threonine protein kinase. Lineage: Eukaryota; Fungi; Ascomycota; Dothideomycetes; Pleosporales; Didymellaceae. Gene Ontology annotation, molecular function: protein serine/threonine kinase activity; ATP binding. The record is from RefSeq and is a predicted model, not a curated record. Gene Ontology annotation, cellular component: cytoplasm. Gene Ontology annotation, biological process: intracellular signal transduction; protein phosphorylation. The coding region runs from base 1 to 3870 and encodes 1289 amino acids. The transcript is spliced from 5 exons.